UUUUACAAACCACCUCGAGUUUGCAAACUCGCUCACUCACAGGACAGGGGAGCCAGUUGCACUUUUUCUCUCAGCCAAUAAGAUUUUUUCAACGGUUGAAGGCGGGGCUUUAUGUUCUUACAUUCAUAAACGGAUGUAACGAGAACUGGUGAUGAAUGUACUUACAGUAGACCCGAGGCAGGGCGGCGUUGUCUCGCGCACCAUGGCGGAAGAAGACGAUAAGGGAGUUCGGAUUUUACAGAGCCUCCGGGGAAAAAUUUGUGAAGCUAAAAAUCUACUUCCAUACCCUGGACCAAACAAGAUGAGAGACUGCUUUUGUACAGUAAGUCUAGAUCAAGAAGAGGUCUUCCGUACCAAAGUAUUUGAAAAAAGUUUAAGCCCCUUUUAUGGAGAAGAUUUUUACUUUGAAAUUCCAAGAAACUUUCAGUAUUUAUCUUUCUACGUUUAUGACAAAAGUGUUUUCCAAAGGGAUUUACCACUUGGUAAAGUAGCCAUACGAAAAGAGGAUCUGAACAAGUAUAGUGGAAAAGAGCAUUGGUUCACUUUACAGUCCAUUGACCCAAACUCAGAAGUGCAGGGCAAAGUUCAUCUUGAGAUGAAGCUUCAUGAACUAAUCACAGAGACUGGUUCAGUGUGUCAGCAGCUCGUAAUAAGGGUAAUUGAGUGUCAAGGAUUGCCUCUUAUCAAUGGGCAGAGCUGUGACCCUUAUGCCACUGUAUCUUUAAUUGGACCAUCUAGAUCAGAUCAAAAGAAGACUAAAGUAAGAAAGAAAACAAGCAACCCACAAUUUGAUGAAACAUUCUAUUUUGAGGUCACAAGAUCGAACAGUUACACAAAGAAGUCUCAAUUCCAGGUGGAAGAGGAAGACAUUGAGAAACUUGAAAUUAGGGUGGACAUAUGGAAUAAUGGUAAUCUAGUGCAGGAUGUGUUUCUAGGAGAAACAAAGAUCCCUGUGAAGAAUGUGAAAAGUGGUGCUUCACACAAGGCCUGGUAUUUAUUACAACCAAAGGACAACGGUAGUAAAACUCCUAAAGCUGAUGAACUUGGAUCACUGCGGUUAAAUAUAACCUAUAUUGAAGAUAUUGUCCUUCCAUCCAUGUAUUACAUUCCAAUGAGAGAUCUACUGCUCAAAUCCCCAGAUGUUAAGCCUAUUUCAGCUUCAUGUGCUCACAUCCUGGGUGACAUCUGCCGUGAUAGAUACGAAGCUGUCUUACCUGUUGUGCGGUUACUUUUGCAUUAUGGCAAACUUGUUCCAUUUAUCACUGCUAUUGCUGAAGUGGAGCUUGAGCAGACCCAGGAAGCAAAUACAAUUUUCAGAGGGAAUUCACUUGCCACUCGUUGUCUUGAUGAUAUGAUGAAGAUUGUUGGGAAGCACUAUCUAACAGUUACAUUGAAACCUGUUAUAGAUGAGAUAUGUGAUACUAACAAACCAUGUGAAAUUGAUCCAGUUAAAUUUAAAGAAGGAGACAAUGCUGAUGUAAAUAAGGAUAACUUGCACUAUUAUGUGAAAAAAGUCUUCAAUUCCAUCCUCCAGUCAAGCAUGAGCUGCCCUACAUUGAUGUGUGAUAUAUUUUAUGCUUUGCGACAAAUGGCAGCCAAACGCUUUCCUGGUGACCCUCAUGUACAGUAUUCAGCAGUCAGCAGCUUUGUCUUUCUGCGUUUUUUUGCUGUAGCUGUCUUAUCUCCUCACAGUUUCCAGCUGCGCUCUCAUCACCCAGAUGCACAAAUGUCUCGAACAUUAACCUUAAUUUCAAAAACCAUCCAAACUUUAGGAAGCUGGGGAAGCCUGUCUAAAAAUAAAUUGUCAAGCUUCAAGGAGACAUAUAUGUAUGAUUUCUUCAAAUCAUUUCAAGAUGAGACAUAUAUUGAAGAAGUUAAAAAGUUUCUAGAUGAAAUUUCUUCUACUGAAAGUAAAGAAUCUAGUGGAGUUGAGGAGACAGUGAUUCUGAAAGAAAGUGAGGUUCACAGAAGAGUUCAGGGGAAAAAGGGAUUUUUAAGAUCAAACUUCAAGAAGCAGUGGCUACGGCUGACCACCAGAGAACUCACAUACCACAAACAUCCAGGAAAACAGCCACUAAAAAUCAUUCCCAUUAAAAAUAUUCUGGCAGUGGAGAAAGUGGAUGAGAAUGCAUUUAACAGGAAAAAUAUGUUUCAGAUAAUUCAUACGGAAUCAUGGCUUUAUAUUCUGGCAAAUAAUUGUGUGGAAGCCAAUGAGUGGGUGGAAGUUCUCAGCCGAGUCAGUCGCUGUAAUCAAGGCAGACUAAACUUUUACCAUCCUUCAGCUUACGUCUGUGGAAGCUGGCUUUGCUGCAAGGCCAAGUCUGAAGGACAAACAGGCUGCAAGCCUUGUACUGCAACAAUGCCUGAAAAUGUUGAACUUGAUAUUGAUUGCGAUAGAGAAACUGAGAGAAUUUUUUCAUUAUUCAUAUCAAACUGUUCAAAGCUACAUAAAAUGGAGGAUGCUUGUGCAACCAUAGCUGUGUACCAAGGUCCACAGAAAGAUCAAGAUGAUUAUUCUAAUUUUAUAAUUGAAGAUCCACGGGAAACUUUUAAAACUUUAAAAAGUAUUCGAGAAGUUACAGAAAAGCUACAGGAGCACCAUGAUAUGUUCAAAGAGAAACGAUCGACUAUUGCAACAUAUGGCAGUGAGGAAAAUCCUAUUGUGGGGAAGCUUUUACAUCCUGUAUGAAGAAGCAGAAUUAUGCCUUUGUGGAGACACCUGGAAUUCCUUAUUUAAAUGACUACCACUAUCCAUUAUGGUCAGAAACACUGAAUGUGUUUUUCAUUUUGCACUGACAAUGCAGCUACUGAGAGAAAACUCUGCUUAAAUCUAAUGCCAUAUAUCAGACCGGAUUUCCCUUUAAUGGAUGUUGUGUAUCUAAGAAUUUUGGCUUUUUAUAUUGAAUUGUCUUUUAUAAGACAGAUGCUCUUUUUCUUUUAUUUUAGUGCAAUUGAAUAUAAGAUGGCAUGCAUUUUGUUUUGACUUUCCUAAAAAAAUACAAAAUAGCAUCAGACAUUUUGUGCACAUUCAUUAGUCUUGUUAAGUAAUGGGAUCUAAGUUGCUGCUAAGGUAAAUUGGUUUUCUUUAAUGUUCUGUUACAGUAAAGAUUUUAAAAUGUGCCAGUAAUUAUGAAGCCUUAAUAUAAAGCUUUAUAAGGGGAAUGAAAAUGCUUCGAUUUACAGCUUGUGUGUUACAAUUUUCUUGUGUAUUUUUGAUAUUUGUUGCUGACUGAGAAGAGAAAUGAUGCGCCUUAUUUGUGAUUUAGCUGAUUUGUGUUAAAUUAUUUUAAUUGUUUACUUUUGCCAUUCCUUUCAUGAAAACAAAAUUGAAUUUCAAAAUUUGCACUUUAGAUAUUUGGAGUACUCCGAAUACAAACUUUUCAGAUACUUUGUAUCUAUUUAAUUUUGAUCAGUUACAUGAUCUGACUCCUGUAAAAACAAUUGUAGUUGUAUGUAUAGAUAUGUAUUUGCAUAUUGUUGAUUUUUUAUAACAUUUUCUAAUGCCAAAGCAGAGCUUUUUGUCAUUUAAACUUGAAACAUGUUUUGUCUACUUAAGAAGUGACAUUUUGAAAAGGAUUAAAUGGAUUCUGUGGAUAUUUGCUUUAAGAAUAAGCUUAUGUUAUUCAGGCCAUUGGUGGUAAUAUGCUGUUUUCUAGCCAUUUAAAAGCUAAUAUAGAUUUCUCUCAAAACUACGUAAAAGAAACCUACCUGAGAUGGCACACAAUUUUUAUACAAUUGGUUAGACCAAAAUUUUUAAUUUGUUUACCCAAAAGUGAUAAAUGUAUAUUAAAUUUAAAAUGUUGCACCUACCUUCCUGUGAGCAAAUAUUUUACGCUAAGUGCCAAGUUAAAGUUAUCGUACAGAAAAUUGAGAUUUGAAAACAUCUAUGUAUAGUAGUAGUUGACCCAUCAGAUAAUGUGCCAAAAUGUUAUUUUCUUUCAUUGUUAUAGUUUGUUGAACAGAUAAACAUCAGUGUUCCACAUCCACAUAAAAAAAAAGUUCUACUUAGAAAGUUUUUUUGUUUUUUAUUAAUUAUUGCUAAGUGACAAUGCAGCUUGAGUGUAGUACUAAACCUUCUUUAGAAGCCAAUUCUUUAGAUUUUUUUAUAACUAACUUGUUUUUUAAUAGUCCCUCAUUGUUUUUGGAGAUAGCAUAGUGUAGUUUUAUCAUUAUGUUCAAAUUAUGCCAUGGUAUUUGUGCAUUAACUGCCCCAUAUAAAUGUGCAAAAAACAGUGGGCAUAGUUACACUACAGAUUCUUAAUUGGAUUAAUUGACAUACUUUAUUGAAAUUGGUCCUCAACCAUAUCAGAUAUUCUUGUUAGGGUUAUCUCAAUAGCAUUUAAUCAAUUUUGGACAGCCAUAUACAGUGAUUGAUUGUAUGCACCAGCCUGCAUUGCAGGGCAAUCAGCAAACAAGUUAUGUUUUUUAUAUUUUGAACUUUAGUAAUCGUAUUAACUGGAAAGGAAACCUAUUAGCCUCCACCCAUAGUCAAGCACUUAUGUUUAUAAAAGAAGCAUUUAAUAAUUGUUUAAUGCUUAUAUUCCACUAGCUCCGUGGCAGUGUUGUUUAUGUCUAAAUAGUUUGCUUCAACUGAAUUUCAAAUUAUGUGCUGUAUGGAAGAAGUAAAACCUUCCUGCCUUGCAGCAAAGGUUUUCUUCAGCAGUGUGUCCAUUCAUGAUGCACUAUCCAUAUAUACAGUACAGUACAUAUAUAUAAAAUUCAAUAUAUAUUCCUCUUGUUUUGAACUCCAAUAAUUUCAUUUGCUUUACUAUGCAGUAGAUACUUCAUAUGCAUAACAUCAUUCAGAAGACAAGUAUAUUAAAAUAACUAGUGAAACAGGGUCCCUUAGUUUUCAGACUCAAGCAUAAUGUACCCAAGAAUUGAGGAAAUAGGUUUAAAAGACUUAAAAUAAUUUCACUACAUAACUUGAACAAUUGCUGAAAUAUGCUCCAGUAUAGUUCACAAGUGCACUUGGCAAGCUGCAGUUGACCUUUGCCAAAAUGUCAGAAUAAAGUCAUAAUGUAAGAGAUUCUAUCGGUUCUGUAGUGCGUGCAGCUCAGUUUAUUUUCCACCCUCAGAGCCUUUGCAUCGAUUUAGAACUAUAAUGCAAUAUGGCACAAGUGUGCAUGCUCAGGCCCUGGAUGUAAUACAUUUCAGUUUUUAAAAGUAGAAUUGUGGCCUCUGCCAACAAGGUCAGCUGGUAGCAAUGGAUGCAGUGUGUUUCAUAUUUUUAAAUCCUAUAAACUGCCAGUGCUUUCCUUAGUUGCUUUUGAACUGGCAGAGAAAUUAAAAGAAGCACUUCAACUUUUUAUUAAUCUUAAACCUGUUUAAAGCUUAUUUAUAUUAGAUCAGAAAAUACAAAAUUGUUUUUACAUAACACAUUCAAUAUAAAUAUAAAAAGCUUUACUUUAAGUACUAUGUUCUAACCUAAAAUUACGGUGUAACUAUUUUUAUAAAUUAUUGCUUGCUUUUGUUAAUAAAUAUAAUAAUCGUGAAUCCUUCUUUGCCUACUGCAUAAAAAAAGUCAGUUCCCUCAAAAAGAAAAAACAAAUAGGCUACUGGAAUCACAAAAUUUAUUCUAUUUUUUUACCUAGUAUGUGUGGUUUUCUACAAGGCAAUGUAUGGAAUACCAGCAUGUGAUUUUAUUAUAUUCUAUAUGUUACAGCAUAGGGAUUUACGUGCUGCCUUUGACUGAGUGAUUGAACAUUGGCAUCUACAUUCACAGGUUCAUUCAGACAUGACUUUAUUCUUCUCUACUGAUGCUUACCAGCAGCUCCAGGAAGUAAGCCUUAUUACUAUGUCAUUUGCAAUAUAUAUAUAAACCCAUGCCCUCGCCUAUGAAGGUAAAGUUUUCAUAAUAACAGCAGAAUAUUGCUUAAAACAUUCUGUGCCCCGUGCAAGAGGAUCUUUUUACUGUUGCAAUCAUGGCUCAUUUCAUUUUAGUCUUUAAAGUGAGAAGAGUUCUCAGGCUUUUUGGUACUUACUUGGUAGGCAUGCUUGCAGUCAGACAUCCAUUAUUAGGCUUUUAUAUUAUACCAAGGGGGAAAAAAACAAAUCUCAGAUAGGGAUAGUGUAAUAUGUCUGCCUAAAAUGCUAUAUGUGCCUUGAAGAUGGGAU
This is a messenger RNA of Polypterus senegalus (gray bichir), 6117 nucleotides long. RefSeq names its product RAS p21 protein activator 2 (gene rasa2). The transcript is spliced from 24 exons. The record is from RefSeq and is a predicted model, not a curated record. Lineage: Eukaryota; Metazoa; Chordata; Cladistia; Polypteriformes; Polypteridae. Gene Ontology annotation, biological process: intracellular signal transduction; regulation of GTPase activity. Bases 152 to 2689 code for a protein of 845 amino acids.